AUGGACCCAUUGUACUUCCCUCCAAAUAUCCUUGCAAAUAAGCAAAAACUACAGCGUCUUCAAGAUGUCAUGUCAUUGGCCCUCGGAGUCGGGGCGGGUGUCUUAUGUUUAGAGUCGUUGAAUGGGUUUUUCUUCUUUUUAGUGACGUUUUCCUUGUCAAAUUUGUCGUUUUUUCUACUUUGUUGUGAGGGGAAGCCAGAGAGCUUCUUUCAAAAUCCGUGGAAAGAGAUCUUCCUUGACGGUAUCAGUUCCAGUUUGGCUGGCUACGUCAUGAUGUGGUGUUUAACGUAUGCUCUCGUUAAGUAA
Messenger RNA from Sungouiella intermedia, 306 nucleotides. Lineage: Eukaryota; Fungi; Ascomycota; Pichiomycetes; Serinales; Metschnikowiaceae. The record is from the annotation of a GenBank genome assembly.